AUGGUUACUAUGAGGGUUGUAGUUGCAUUAGCUGCUGCUUCAGGAUGGUAUGCAUUCCAGAUGGAUGUUCACCAUGCUUUUCUUCAAGGAGAUAUUCUUGAAGAGGUGUAUAUGCAGUCAAAGACUGAUCAAACAAGUCAGAAAGGAUUUGCAGGAGAGAUUCAAGAUGAAAGAUCUUGGAAGUAUGCUCUAGAACUAGUAUCUGAACUAGGACUAGCAGGUGCAAAGCCAGCAGCAACACCUCUGGAGUUCAAUCAUAAGCUCACAUCCGUUGAGUUUGACAAGCAAAUACCAAAUGGUAGUUUUACAAUUGAUGAGGAGCUUGAAGACAAGGGAGUUCAAGUGCUUAGUCAGUAUAUGUAUGCACCUAAGGUGUCUCACAUGGAAGCUGCCCAAAGAGUGAUGAGGUAUAUCAAAACUGCUCAUGGAUUUGAACUUUUUAUGCCUGCAAAAGUAAGCAAGUCUCUGUCUGCAUAUUGUGAUUCUGAUUGGGGAGCUUGUGUAGAGUCAAGGAGAUCAAUGACAGGCUAUGCAGUUAAAUUUGGUGAAGCACCGAUAUCAUGGAAGUAA
This is a messenger RNA of Nicotiana tabacum (common tobacco), 570 nucleotides long. The record is from RefSeq and is a predicted model, not a curated record. NCBI's taxonomy places the organism in Eukaryota, Viridiplantae, Streptophyta, Magnoliopsida, Solanales, Solanaceae.